This is a messenger RNA of Acanthocheilonema viteae, 2667 nucleotides long. NCBI's taxonomy places the organism in Eukaryota, Metazoa, Nematoda, Chromadorea, Rhabditida, Onchocercidae. The record is from the annotation of a GenBank genome assembly.
AUGUCUUGCUUUGUACCAGUGAAGUUUGAGCGUUUGCCAGAAUUAGCUAAACCAACUCAUUAUGCCCUAACACUGUCACCGGAUCUUAAAAAUUUCACUUUCCAAGGGCAGGAAACGACUGAUAUCGAGAUUUUAAAAGGCACGGAUCACUUGAAAUUGCACUCAAGUGAGAUCGAUAUCAAAAGAGCUCAGCUUACAUUGAGUGACGGAUCAGUAUUGCAAGAUCUCGGUAUAGAAUAUAAUAAAAAAUGGACAACUGUAACUCUGAAAUUGCCCAAGCACAUUUCUCCUCAAAAAGCGAAAAUUUCUUUGGAUUUUGUGGGUGAACUGAAUGAAAAGAUGCGAGGCUUCUACCGAUCGAAAUACAAAGAUAUCGAUGGAAAAGAAUGUUAUUUAGCUUCUACACAAUUUGAAAGCACAUACGCUAGGCUUGCAUUUCCUUGUUGGGACGAACCUAUUUACAAAGCAAAGUUCGACAUUACACUUAUAGUGGAUGAAGAGCUUACAGCACUUUCGAAUAUGAAUGUGAUAAGUGAAACAAAGGUAGACGAUAAAAAGAUUGUAAAAUUUGCGACUACGCCGCUAAUGUCAACAUAUCUUGUUGCAUUUGCUGUUGGUCAUCUGGAAUAUAUUGAGGGUAAAACAAAUGGAGGUUGCUUGGUGCGGGUAUAUAAUACCGCAGGGGGUAAGAAGAAUCAGGGGAAGUUUUCAUUGGAAGUUGCAAUAAAAGCGCUUGAUUGGUACAGUAACUGGUUUGGUAUCGAUUAUCCGUUACCCAAAUGUGAUCUCAUAGCUGUUCCCGAUUUCAGCAUGGGUGCCAUGGAAAACUGGGGAUUGGUAAUGUAUCGAGAAGUAACACUGCUAGUUGAUCCUUCCAAAUCUUCCACAAGACAAAAAUCUCGUGUCGCACUUGUUGUAGGUCAUGAGCUUGCUCAUCUUUGGUUUGGUGAUCUUGUGACAAUGAAAUGGUGGACCGAUUUGUGGUUAAAAGAAGGCUUUGCUUCUUUUAUGGAGUACAUGUUCGUUGGUGUUAAUUACCCGGAGUUUAAAAUAUGGCUUCAUUUUCUUGAUGAUGAACUUGCAUCAGGCUUUGAUUUAGAUGCUUUGCGAAGCUCUCAUCCGAUCGAGGUUGAAAUAGAUAAUCCUAAUGAAAUGGAUGAAAUCUAUGAUAGCAUAACAUAUGCAAAAUCAAAUUCGAUUAUCCGAAUGCUAUGCAAUUAUUUGGGUGAAGAAACAUUCCAAAAAGGGUUGCAGAUAUAUCUCAAGAGAUUCCAGUACAGCAAUGCAGUCACUGUUGAUUUGUGGAAUGCACUGAGUGAAGCUUCUGGUCAGGACAUUGAAACACUAAUGUCAACUUGGACAAAGCAGAUGGGGUAUCCUCUUGUUAUUGUUAGUCAAAAAAUUGAUGGGAAUAAACGAAUCCUAAAGAUGAGUCAAGAACGAUUUCUUGCUGAUGGCACUAAUGAUGAAAAGAAUUCAUUAUGGGAGAUUCCAAUCACGAUCUCCGUAUCAUCUGAACCAAAAAAAAUAAAAGAAAGAAUUCUGCUGAAAGAAUUUGAGCAAGAUGUUACGAUUAACGAUGUAGAUCCUAAAGACUGGAUUAAGAUAAAUGUCGCAACUACGGGUUUUUAUCGUGUUUUAUAUUCACAUGAUAUGCUACAAGCACUUUUGUCUGAUUUUUCAACUAAAAAGAUCCCCGUACUUGACCGAUUUGGCAUUGCAAAUGAUAUGUUUGCACUGGUGAAGUCUGGACGAGAAUCAGCAAAACAGUUUUUGUCACUACUUGAGUCAUCUUCAAAUGAAGAUAACUACACAGUGUGGAGUACUCUCGAUUCAGACAUUUCCGCGCUGUCAAAUGUAUUGUCACAUUAUGAUCCCAUUAUGCGUUCGAAAUUUAAUAAAUUCAUUAUUAAAGUCUUGACCCCAGUGGCAGAUCGACUUGGAUGGGAAGCUAAACCAAAUGAAGAUUCUCAAAUAGCAUUACUGCGAGCGCUAAUUCUUGGUCGAUUGGGUCGUUGUGACCAUGAGGAAACUAUUAAAAUAGCUAGACAGAAGUUUCUAGAACAUAUCAGAAAUAAAACUGAGCUUCAUCCGGAUUUGCGUCUUAUGAUAUAUGGAAUAAUGGGAAGACAUUAUGGAAAAGAGGGAUUUCAAGAAUUGAAAGAGAUUUAUGAAACCGCAGGAUUCAGUGAAGUAGAGCGGAAUUGUAUUGUAGCAAUGCCGCAAACAUCCGAUAUGGAAUUGUUGAAGGAAGUUUUCGAGUAUGGCAUUAAAAAUGGCAAAGUUCGUUCGCAGGACAUCGUUUUUCUCUUUUAUGGUGCGUGUGUGAAUAAAUCCGGGCAAGAUUUUGUGUGGAAAUAUUUCAAAGUGAAUAUUUUUGAUUUUUGGAAACCAGUUCAGGAUUCUAUCAAACUACUACUACAAAAAUUUGGUGGAGCAAACAGUUUGCUUUUCCAGCACUGUUUUAGAACAAGUACUGACUGUCAGUGCUCUAGUAUAAUGGUAAAAGAAGUUGAGGACUUUGUUUGCUCGUGUCUGGGAGCAGAUGAAGUUCGAACGCUUAAUCGGACCACGCAGCAAAUAAUUGAAUCAAUUCGUUUGAAUGAGCAGCUGUUGAAGCGCAACGCGGACGAUAUCGGUGAAUACCUAACUGCUAGAGGUUUCUAA